Molecule: messenger RNA, 2226 nt
Organism: Ailuropoda melanoleuca (giant panda)
Lineage: Eukaryota; Metazoa; Chordata; Mammalia; Carnivora; Ursidae
Gene: NCF1
Product: neutrophil cytosolic factor 1
Exons: 11
Coding region: 50-1219 (389 amino acids)
Biological process (GO): superoxide anion generation; respiratory burst
Cellular component (GO): NADPH oxidase complex; cytoplasm
Molecular function (GO): phosphatidylinositol binding; protein binding; superoxide-generating NADPH oxidase activator activity
Source: RefSeq, a predicted model, not a curated record
GCCCAGCCAGGGAGCGCCCCCGCAGAAGGGGAGGCCCCGCAGCCCAGCCAUGGGGGACACCUUCAUACGCCACAUCGCCCUUCUGGGCUUCGAGAAGCGCUUCAUCCCCAGCCAGCACUACGUGUACAUGUUCCUGGUGAAGUGGCAGGACCUGUCUGAGAAGGUCGUCUACCGGCGGUUCACGGAGAUCUAUGAGUUCCACAAAAUGUUAAAGGAAAUGUUCCCUAUUGAGGCGGGGGACAUCAACCCGCAGAACAGAAUCAUCCCCCACCUGCCAGCCCCUCGGUGGUACGACGGUCAGCGGGCCGCCGAGAAUCGCCAAGGCACCCUCACAGAAUACUGCAAUGCACUCAUGAGCCUGCCCGUCAAGAUCUCCCGCUGCCCCCAUCUCCUCAACUUCUUCAAGGUGCGCCCCGAUGACCUCAAGCUCCCCACGGACAGCCAGGUGAAAAAGCCGGAGACCUACCUGGUGCCUAAAGACAACAGCCUCACGGACAUCACGGGCCCCAUCAUCCUGCAGACGUACCGGGCCAUCGCCGACUUUGAGAAGAGCUCGGGCUCCCAGAUGGCUCUGGCCACGGGUGACGUGGUGGAGGUCGUGGAGAAGAGUGAGAGCGGCUGGUGGUUCUGUCAAAUGAAGACAAAGCGAGGCUGGGUCCCGGCGUCCUACUUGGAGCCCCUGGACAGUCCUGAUGAACCAGAGGACCCAGAGCCCAACUACGAAGGUGAGCCCUAUGUCACCAUCAGAGCCUAUACUGCCGAGAUGGAGGAUGAAGUGUCUCUGCAGGAGGGCGAAACCGUCGAAGUCAUUCAUAAGCUCCUGGACGGUUGGUGGGUCAUCAGGAAAGACGACAUCACAGGGUACUUCCCAUCCAUGUACCUACAGAAGUCCGGGCAGGAUGUAGCCCAGGCCCAACGCCAGAUCAAGAGCCGAGGGGCACCGCCCCGCAGGUCGUCCAUCCGCAACGCGCACAGCAUCCACCAGCGGUCGCGGAAGCGCCUCAGCCAGGACACCUAUCGGCGCAACAGUGUCCGUUUUCUGCAGCAGCGUCGCCGCCACGCGCGGCCGGGACCGCAGAGCGCAGGGAGCCCGCGUGGGGAGCAGCCGCAGACCGAGAGCGCAAAGCCGCAGCCUGCGGUGCCCCCGCGGCCCAGCGCAGACCUCAUCCUGCACCGCUGCAGCGAGAGCACCAAGCGGAAGCUGGCGUCCGCCGUCUGAGGCCGGGCCGCCUCCCCAGAUGGUGUCCUGGACCUUCCGCCCUGUCCCGCUGCAUCCUGUACACAAGUGUACGGAUCCAGAAGUCUGGAUGCCUCCGGCAGCCCCGGCCCCUCCCAGCUAACUAUUCAGCGCUCUCAAUAAAUGUUGCUUGGAGUGGACAGGGGUCUUGCAGAGCAGCGGGGCGGGCUCGGCUGGGCACGCCCUUGGGGGUAUUUAUAGAAUUAGAACUGAGGGCCGUGAGCUCUGCUGGGGCGGGAGGUUAGGGGAAGUUGCAAAAACCAAGGUCCGGUUGCACACUGCCCUGGCCUUGGCCGAGACUGUUUGCACGGGGCCAAGUGCAAUAGGAACCCCCGGUCCCUCCCACCCCCCACCCCGCUGGCUGUUUGUCUGGGCAGAAGCUGCCUGCUAAAACUUUGGUCCCACUGCAGAAGAGUUCUGAAGAAGGGUGCCAUAGCGCUCGGUGUGUGCACCUUCGUUCGGUAACAGAAAUUGUAGUGUAGGUAUCGGGAGGGAGCAGCUCUGAUUAUUCACUGCCCAGUUAGGAGAUUCUAGAAAGCAAUGACUCAUUGGUGAACAGACCCUCACCGCCCCGCGCACGGCCUCAGUCUUUGCUGGUGGAUCUUUUGCAAAAAUGCUAAGACACCAGGGUGCAACCCGGAGCUGCAAAUCGUGCAAAAGCAGCAGCUUAUCAGGAAGGAGGCAGGUGGUGGCAGCUGGCCUAUGUGUGCGUAUGGGGGGGGGCACAAGAGGAUGGGCAAGGCUGGUCCCUUCGAGAUAGGGGGAUUGGUGCUUCUCAAGAGAAUCAUUUGACCGGCACAACGAUUGCAAGAGGCCUUGAGAACAUCACCAGGCCCUUUAUUUGCUUUUUGCACACUCGGUUUGCUGGAAAAGUCCAGACCCUCAAGCACUAUCAUGCAAAGCUGUGGGAGCGUGAACCACCGAUCAUUCCAACCCUUUUGCUUGUUCAGCUGCAAGUCUAAUUAAAAGGACCAGUGUGAGAUAAAAUA